GUUUUAUUUGCUUUAUUAGCUUAGUUUUAGAUUAUUUCCUCUAGACUUCCUCCUCCUCCUCUCUCUCUUGGCAAUCGAUUUCUUUACAUUUCUCUUCUCAUCUGACGACUGCAUAAUUUGCUUUCCUUAUAAAGCUCGGUGGCUUUUGUUGACAUCACAAUGGCUGUAUCUGCAAUUGGAUUUGAGGGUUACGAAAAGAGGCUUGAAAUUGUUUUUUUUGAGCCCGGCAUCUUUGCUGACCCCGAAGGGAAGGGUCUUCGGGCAUUGUCUAAAGAUCAGUUGGAUGAGUUUCUAGGCCCGGCUGAGUGCACUAUUGUUUCUUCAUUGUCAAACAACUUUUUGGACUCCUAUGUCCUUUCUGAGUCCAGUCUCUUUGUCUAUCCAUACAAGGUCAUUAUAAAAACGUGUGGGACUACAAAGCUGCUUCUUGCUAUCUCUCCUAUCUUGAAACUUGCGGGCAGUCUUUCUCUUUAUGUAAAAUCUGUUCGGUACACCCGUGGAAGUUUCAUAUUCCCUGGUGCUCAAUCAUAUCCUCACAGAAGUUUUUCUGAAGAAGUUGCUAUUCUUGAUGAAUACUUUGGUAAGCUUGGAGGAGGUAGCAAAGCUUGUGUAAUUGGUGGACUGGACAAUAAAAAAUGGCAUGUUUACUCUGCAACUGCAGAAUCAGUUCCCACCAAUGAUCCAGUUUAUACUUUGGAGAUGUGCCUGACUGGUUUAGACAGUCAAAGAGCUGCUGUUUUCUACAAAGAUCAAACAUCUUCUGCUGCCAUGAUGACUGUUGAUUCUGGCAUAAGGAAGAUCCUUCCGAAUUCUAACAUUUGUGAUUUUGAAUUUGACCCAUGUGGUUAUUCCAUGAAUGCAAUUGAAGGUUCUGCAAUCUCUACUAUUCAUGUUACUCCAGAAGAUGGUUUUAGUUAUUCAAGUUUUGAAGCUGUGGGAUAUGACAUGAAAGUAGUAGAUCUGAAGCAGCUUGUUGAACGGGUGUUGGCAUGUUUCAAGCCGAAUGAUUUCUCUAUUGCUGUGCAUGUUGAUGUUGUGGGUCAGUCACUUGAGCAAAUCUGUUUGUCGGAUGUAAAAGGAUACUGCUGUGGUGAAAUGAAUAUUGAAGGGCUUGGUACUGGAGGAUCCAUUAUGUACCAGAAGUUCAGCGUUGGGAGUUGUGGAUCCCCAAGAUCAACCUUGAAAUGCUGCUGGAAAGAUGAAGAAGAGGAGGAAGAUUAGUUCUCUUUAUUAUGCGUUGUGUUGGUUUUAUGUUUUCUAUUUCAAAUAAAUUGCUCGUGAGGGCAUGGCGUCGUUCAAUUCGUGUGUUAAUUACUAGAUAUGUAUCUUGAUAUGAUGCAAGUGUAAUUUCCGUGGCA
Messenger RNA from Hibiscus syriacus, 1358 nucleotides. RefSeq names its product S-adenosylmethionine decarboxylase proenzyme-like. Lineage: Eukaryota; Viridiplantae; Streptophyta; Magnoliopsida; Malvales; Malvaceae. Gene Ontology annotation, molecular function: adenosylmethionine decarboxylase activity. Bases 160 to 1221 code for a protein of 353 amino acids. The transcript is spliced from 2 exons. Gene Ontology annotation, cellular component: cytosol. Gene Ontology annotation, biological process: spermidine biosynthetic process; spermine biosynthetic process. The record is from RefSeq and is a predicted model, not a curated record.